This is a messenger RNA of Humulus lupulus (European hop), 1713 nucleotides long. RefSeq names its product probable E3 ubiquitin-protein ligase ARI2. The transcript is spliced from 7 exons. Gene Ontology annotation, molecular function: ubiquitin conjugating enzyme binding; zinc ion binding; ubiquitin protein ligase activity. Gene Ontology annotation, cellular component: ubiquitin ligase complex; cytoplasm. Gene Ontology annotation, biological process: protein polyubiquitination; ubiquitin-dependent protein catabolic process; positive regulation of proteasomal ubiquitin-dependent protein catabolic process. NCBI's taxonomy places the organism in Eukaryota, Viridiplantae, Streptophyta, Magnoliopsida, Rosales, Cannabaceae. Bases 1 to 1713 code for a protein of 570 amino acids. The record is from RefSeq and is a predicted model, not a curated record.
AUGGGAGGCUAUAAGUGCGAAAAUGAUGACGAUGAUGUCGAUGAUCAUCUUUAUCUCUAUGACGAUGGUAGUGAUGAGUCUCUUGAGCUCCCAUUAUUAGAAGACAUUCCCUCAAAUAUUGAAAAACCUGGUUCCGUUAAGGUUUUGCAGGUAAUUACAAAAGAGUCUCUCUUUGCUGCGCAGAGGGAGGAUUUGAUUAAGUUGAUGGAAGUUUUAUCAUUGAAAGAGCACCAUGCACGAACCGUACUCAUACACUAUCGUUGGGACUUAGACAAGCUGCUCACGAUUCUUGUGGAGAAAGGAAUUGAUGAGUUAUACAGUAAAGCAGGUGUGACCUCAGUGGAGCAGCAUGACAACUUUGCCUCGUCAAAGUUAUCAUUCAAUGUUACGUGCACUGUUUGCUAUGAUGAGGAUGUUCCUCCAUGUGAGGUCACAACCAUGGACUGUGGUCACUACUUUUGCAACUCUUGUUGGACAGAGCACUUUAUAACAAAGAUAGCUGAGGGGCAAAGUAGGCGCAUUGGAUGCAUGGAACACCAGUGUUACGCAGUCUGUGAUGAAGAGAAGGUCAGAAAUCUGGUCAAAGCGAGGGAUCAUAACCUGGCUGAGAAAUUUGACCGUUUUCUUCUAGAAUCAUACAUUGAGGAUAAUAGUAAGGUUAAGUGGUGUCCAAGUGUUCCCCAUUGUGGAAAUGCCAUUCGUAUUAGUGAUGAUGUUGAAGAAAUACGUGAGGUUGAAUGUGCAUGUGGUCUACAGUUUUGCUUUAAUUGCCUAUCUGAAGCACACUCACCUUGUUCUUGUCUAAUUUGGAAACUGUGGAAUAAAAAGUGUCGACAUGGUUCAGAGAAUGCUAUCUGGAUUACAGUUCAUACGAAGCCCUGCCCAAACUGUCACAAAUCAAUUGAAAAGAAUGGAGGUUGCAACUAUGUAAGAUGCGUUUGUGGCAGAGCAUUUUGUUGGCAUUGUGGUGACCAACUAAGCCAACAUAACCACAAAUGUGGAGGAUAUGUAGAAAAAUCUGUAAAGACGGAAAAAGUUGAUCAUGCAAAGAAUAACCUAUUGCGAUUUGCUCACUACCUCAACCGCUAUAAAGCUCAUCUGGAUUCUUUAAUGCUUGAAAGUAAGCUGAAGAAAACCGGAAAAGAAAAGAUCUCAUGUUUGAUAGAAUUAGAACCAAUACUAAAAGAUUAUAGUUGGGUAAGCAAUGGAAUCGACAGACUCUUUAGGUCAAGGAGGAUUCUUUCCUACUCCUACCCAUUUGCCUUUUACAUGUUUGGUGAUGAACCAUUUGAAAAUAACAUCACCAACAAGGAAGAGAGAAUGAGAAAGCAAAACUUGUUUGAGGACCAGCAACAACAACUUGAGCUAAAUGUUGAGAAGCUUUCUUUAAUGAUAGAAGAGCCUUUCGAAUAUUUUCCAGAAGAUGAAAUCGUGAUCAGAAAAUUGCAUAUUAUCAAUCUAACCGAAGUUAUUGAUAAGCUAUGCAAAGAAUUGUACGAAUGCAUAGAAAAUGAAUUGUUGGGCUCUUCCCAAUGCGCAAAUUCUAAGAUUGCUCUUUACAAGUCAAAUGGCGUGGAAAAAGCUUCAAAACUCAUUGUUUCUGAAGGCAUGCAGCCCUCUCCUAAUAAUCACGGAGAGGUGAGAAAAUCUUGCGAAGCUGAAGCUGAAGUUGAAGAGUCUUCUUUGAAGCGUCUUAAAGUGGCCCCCUUGUAG